UGCCUAAACAGCAAAUCGCCGCAUACGAGGUUCUUUGUCCCAGAAACCCAUUGUAUAGAGCUGAGGAAACCCUGUGCCGUGAGCAGCCAUCUUGAGCCAGGAUAACCUGCAAACCUCUUCUGAACAGCUCCAAAACGCCUAAAGAUUUAAUUCCUGAGCCACCAUGGCCACUGCACCAUAUAACUACUCCUACAUUUUCAAAUACAUCAUUAUUGGGGACAUGGGGGUAGGAAAGUCCUGUUUGCUUCACCAGUUCACAGAAAAGAAAUUUAUGGCAGACUGCCCUCAUACAAUCGGCGUGGAGUUUGGGACGAGGAUAAUCGAGGUGAGCGGACAGAAAAUCAAGCUGCAGAUUUGGGACACAGCAGGACAGGAGCGCUUCAGGGCCGUCACCCGCUCCUACUACCGCGGGGCUGCAGGGGCACUUAUGGUCUACGACAUUACCAGGAGAAGCACUUACAACCACCUGAGCAGCUGGCUUACUGACGCCAGAAACCUCACCAACCCCAAUACUGUCAUCAUUCUCAUAGGAAACAAAGCUGACCUGGAGGCCCAGAGGGACGUCACGUAUGAGGAGGCGAAGCAGUUUGCUGAGGAGAACGGUUUAUUGUUUCUGGAAGCCAGUGCAAAAACAGGUGAAAACGUCGAGGACGCCUUCCUUGAAGCCGCUAAGAAAAUCUACCAGAAUAUCCAAGAUGGCAGCCUGGACCUGAACGCCGCCGAGUCAGGGGUGCAGCACAAGCCCUCGGCGCCUCAGGGCGGUCGGCUAACCAGUGAACCCCAGCCCCAGAGGGAAGGUUGCGGCUGCUAAUGACCAAGCAAAAGCCCCCCUGUCCCCACCGCUCCCCCCGUUCCUCCCUUCUUCUUUAUCCGUUCUGCCCGGUCUCCCUUGAGUAACCCCUCCAUCCAUUCCGACGCCUUCAUCCCUCACUGCACCAGGAGCUGCGUGAGAGCAGGGCUGUGGAGGAAAGGCAGGGCGAACAUCGACUUAACUCCAGACCGAGCUGGGCUGUGUGGACUACAUCUCUCCCUCCUCCUUUUGCCUGUCUCUCUUUGUUGCCGUCUCACUCGUCCUAAAACUGUCCGUGUAUUUCUGCCCAUAACGCCACUGUUCUGCUCCCCCCUCAGUCGUCCUCCCUCCCAUCAGUAGGAUUUGUAGGUGGCACCACGAGUUACUGGUCACUGACACUUUAGAUAGACUCAAUGUUCAAUCGAUAAUAAAGCAAGACUGUUUUUUAUGUUUGGUUUUAUAGAUAUACAUAUAUGAAAUAUACACACUGCAGACGUUUGACGCGCCACUUAUCAGUUUUGUUUAAAUUGAAUCUGAAUGAUAUUCCCAAACUCUUCAAAUUUAUGAUUCUUUUCACCACAUCAUGCAGAUAAGAGAUGUUUAAUUUGAGCGAGGGCAGGAGGUCAGAAAGUAAUUUAUUAAGCGGCCACACGGGUAGCUCCAGACGGAGUGAGUAGUUGAGCUUUUGUUUCUUUCCCUCUGCUUGGCAGAGAAGUAAUUUUUUUCAGUAACUCAUGAGAGAUGCAAUAAAGGAAACUCAUAGAAAAAAAAGAAAUGGCCACAAUAAAUGUUAGGAAUUACCUUCUUAUUACUAUCUUUUGAAAUCUUGCAAGGAUGUUGGUGUUUUCCAGCUGGAAUGAAUUACAGUUGGCUGGAUGGAUGUCUUUUUCUUUCUUUUUAAACUCAGACAUCACUUAAUCACAAUUUCCAUCACUUUCUUCUUCAGCGCCGCCCUGAUGCAUCCAUCCCCCAAAACUCCCCUCACUAUCAUGUCAACACAUCUUUACCAGCAUUUGUUUUGUCAUUGUUGCCUUAUUAUAGCAGUUCUUCUUUUUUGAUGCACUUGCUCUUCACGCUACCCUGAUUGAAUAAAAUUUCUCUUUUAGGAUCACUAUUACAUUCGACACUCAUUAAAUCACAAUUAUUUGGGUCUUUUUUUGUUUUUCUCCUAAAGCUGCACUGAAGAGCCGAUUUAUCUGGAGACUUGUUGGUCUGCCUCAUGUAACCAACACAAAGCAGCAUGCGUCCCCACUCGAAACAUGAAGUUGUAAAACAAAAUGUUUAUUUCCUUCAAGUACAUCUUCUCUGUAACAUAGCAGUCCCCUGACUGAACAGCUGUAUAUAUAUCUUGCUUCUUAACUGCUGGUGAUGACCUAGCUACUGUACUUUGGUUUCAGAAAUUUAUCUGGUGGCUCUGCCAAGAUCUGUACAGUUGCUGUGCUAGUGGGUUGCCUUUAAUUCAUGCUUGGGGAAAUUCUGUAACAUAGUUUCUAUUAAUAAAUGUAUGUAAAGGACAGACCCGGACAAGCCCCCUUCUCCCAUUAACCAGCCCAUCUGCACACUACCGAGUUAGCCGAUAUAACGAGGGGGAGAGAAACUGGUUUGAAGUCUGCAGGUUGUAUUUAUGUCAGCAAUUUUGCAUCAUUUCUGUAUAGAUUAGAGAACGGGGGCGUGUUUGUGUUCAUAGUCGGCUUUAUUUUUUCACCCCAUCAAGGCUGCUCCCUGCCGGAUGCAGGGCGCGUCACUGUCUUAACUAUUUUGGGGAGCAGGGAUUGGUUCUUCAUCGUGGGUGGGGCGGGCUUCCUUUCUCCCCCUCCCUGCCUUCCACCUCUUCACAGUUUGAGUGACCACUUCCUGCUUUGUCUGUCCACAAGUAAAAAGGAAAAAAAAACAA
Molecule: messenger RNA, 2684 nt
Organism: Xiphophorus couchianus (Monterrey platyfish)
Lineage: Eukaryota; Metazoa; Chordata; Actinopteri; Cyprinodontiformes; Poeciliidae
Gene: rab14l
Product: RAB14, member RAS oncogene family, like
Exons: 8
Coding region: 164-811 (215 amino acids)
Biological process (GO): endocytic recycling; defense response to bacterium; Golgi to endosome transport
Cellular component (GO): recycling endosome; phagocytic vesicle; trans-Golgi network
Molecular function (GO): GTPase activity; GTP binding
Source: RefSeq, a predicted model, not a curated record